AUGGCUAUAUCAGUACUCGGCAAUGACGCUGCAAAGAACAACUUCAAGUUAGAACCCCCUUCUAAGCUUCCCAUUUCGGGACUUUCAAUCAAGAAAUCCCCAUUGAACAUUUCGGAUUCUUUAUCACUCGUUGCAGAUUUUGAAGAGAUUUCCUUGUCGAGUAAUUUUGCAUCGCGAAACUCCAUCAGUGAUUCUUUGCGUGAUUCUCUUUCGACUACAGUAUCGUCAUCGUCACCAAAUUACUUCAGUGAUGCAAGCUCUACGCGAAGCAGUGGGGAUUCAUCCAACGAAGAAGAUUUGGAUUCUUCCACUGCCAAUACCACUGUCAGCACUUCGUCAAUUAGCCCGAAUAGUGCUCACCCAGGAUCAGACAGCCGUCAUCAUUCAAUUGAGAAUGUCAGUGUUUCAAGUACCAUGCAUAAACUUCCUAUUAGACUUCCUUCUGCAACUGACGUUACAAAAUCCUUCGCUGAUUAUAGAUCCUCUCGCCAGUCAAAAUCUUCUCACACUUUAGGAAGAGCCGACCCACUCUCACCUCCUCUUACCACUGGUCAACAGCAUUUUCAUCACCAAAGGCAGGCCAGUGGCCCACAGGUAUCACAAUCAACUGGUUCACCUGCUUCUUCCAUGACUUCCACUAUGACUGGCAAUCGUCCUUUAGCCGAUGAUUAUACUUUUGUUCAUAAAAGACUUGCCCGACAGCGAUCUAUUGGAAGUGGUCAUCGAUCUAACGGUAGCAUUACACGAAUCCAACCGGGAGACAUUAACCCACUAAAUUCUAUUCCAACUGAUAUUGUUCCUCCUUCAGCCAACACAAGAAGGGCUUCAACUGGUACCACCUCCAAUCUUACUCGAACCCCCUCUAGAAUGGCGCAUCCCGCCCCAGCUGGUUCCAGAAGAUCCACUCCUUUGCUCAGAAAAGCACUUAGUUCAAGCCAUCUAUCUCAAGCUGGUCUUGGCAUCUAUCCAGUUGAUAAAAACCCUUCCCAAUCCCAUGGAGCACACACUGGUGCUGUUAAUCACAAACAACGAGUACAUCCCCAGGCUACAGCCCCAAUUGAUCCUCAAAUUAGACCCAAACUCAGAACUCAGAGAUCGUCUGGAAGGCUCUCUGCUGAACAACUCGAGUUGCAAUAUGACCAUGAUGAAGGAGUCGAUUAUGAUUUGCCUGAAGAUGCCUUGAUGUGGAAUGUACCAUUAUCACCAGCGCUAUAUGCGAAGUCACGACAAAACUCAUUGGACGGAGCUUCAAAGGCUGCGGGUACAGGUGUUAAUUCUUCAGGAGAACCUCUGAGCCCUCCCUCAGCUCCGUCUUCUGCCGCAGCUGGCCGAAAACGCCGCUCGUCUGUUCACAACUCACCUGAUGUUUCAACUUUGCCAUCGAUUAAUGAGGCAGAGCCCGUACUUUAUUCAAGUGGUCUUGAGAAUCUUGGAAAAGAUGCCCAAGAUUUAACUAUUGCUCUUACACAAUCACCAAAUUGCAACGAUUUUGAUAGAAGAACUAGCGUUGGAAGUAGCUCUAGAAACAGCGUCAGUAGCAGUGGUUAUUCCUCGCGUAGACAGUCACUUCGACGAGUCUCAUCAACAUCCUCGUUUGGUGAAAACAGUCUCACCUCGGAUAUUAGCCAAUAUUCUCUAUCUUCCAAAACUCGACCAACUGGAUUGCCUCCUAAAACUUUGGACGAGGAACAAAAGCACCUUAAGGAAUUUUCAAAGAUUCUAGAGAAAGCUGCUGCUGCUGACAAGAAGCGCCGUUCUAAACAGGAAGCUGAACAACGUACACGGGAAAAACAGCGCGAGAUUGAUGAGUUAGAAUGGAAAAAUAAAGUCAUGCCGAAUCUUUCGAAAGCUGUCAGUGAAAAGUCGAGUGCUAUCCGUGAGCUAUGGUGGAGGGGAAUCCCUUCACAGUAUAGAGAGCAAGUCUGGAAACAAAAAAUUGGCAACGAACUUCAAAUCACCGCUGCUGAUUAUAAUAAGUAUUUGUCAGAGGCGUCUCGCAGCUUAUCGCCUAAGGACCAUCAAUUGAUUGCUAGCGAUACCAGAUCGGUUUUUGCAGAGCUACAGAUUUUUGGUGAGAAUGGGCCACUUCAUGAUGAUUUGGUUAACAUUAUAAAGGCGUAUGCUAUUUAUCGUCCUAAGGUUGGAUAUAAAUUUAGCAUCACAUCCAUGAGUGCGGUUUUAUUGCUCAACAUGUCAAGUUCUUUAGAUGCAUUUAUUGCUUUAGCCAACAUGUUGGAGGGUUCUCUGACAAUGGCUUUGUUGAUGGGAGAUGAUCGCACUGUAACCUCUUAUUAUACAUCAUUUCUCAAAGUUUUACAUACGAAAGUGGCACCAUUGUACCGACAUUUUCAACACAUCCAACUACCACCCUCAGCUUAUUUGGAGCCAAUGCUGAGUUCCCAAUUCACUAAUCACUUGUCCAUUGAUAUUGUACAUAGAAUCUGGGAUGUGUAUGUAUUUGAAGGAGACGCAUUCCUUUUACGAGUUGCACUUGGAGUCAUUCUUUCAACGGAACAUAGAUUAUAUGGAGAUUCAGCUGAAAUCCUUAAUGAACUCGGAUGGGCUGCCAAAACUCUAAUCAAUGUUGGAGACGAAGACUCGUUUAUGCAAACUGUUAGAGGAUCUCUUAAGGCUUAA
Molecule: messenger RNA, 2637 nt
Organism: Sugiyamaella lignohabitans
Lineage: Eukaryota; Fungi; Ascomycota; Dipodascomycetes; Dipodascales; Trichomonascaceae
Exons: 1
Coding region: 1-2637 (878 amino acids)
Source: RefSeq, a predicted model, not a curated record